This is a messenger RNA of Beauveria bassiana ARSEF 2860, 792 nucleotides long. RefSeq names its product HORMA domain-containing protein. NCBI's taxonomy places the organism in Eukaryota, Fungi, Ascomycota, Sordariomycetes, Hypocreales, Cordycipitaceae. The transcript has 2 exons. The record is from RefSeq and is a predicted model, not a curated record. Gene Ontology annotation, cellular component: zeta DNA polymerase complex. Bases 1 to 792 code for a protein of 263 amino acids.
AUGGCUUCCUCCUCCUCCUCCAUCGCCGCAGACCAGGCCGCGCGCCUCCUCUCGUCCUUUUCCAGCUUCCUCACCGUCGCCGUGCACUCGCUGCUCUUCCACCGCGCCCUCUACCCUGCCCGCAGCUUCCUCACCACGCGCGCCUACAACCUGCCCGUUCAUCAGUCCCGCCACCCGGGUGUCUGCGCAUGGGUCGCCGACGCCGUCGCCGCCAUUGCGGCGCAGAUUCGCAGCGGCGCCGCACGCGCCGUCGUGCUCGCCGUCCACGCUCCGCAGUCCAUGACGGUGCUGGAGCGCUGGGUGUUUGACCUGCAGUCAUUUCCGGCUUCGUGGGGCGAUGCUGCCGCCGCCGCCGGUGGAGGUUACAGAGACAAUAGUGACGGCGGCCCGGCGGCGGCUACGGGGACGGAUGAUUUUGGUGCCGCCGGGCUGGAGUCGGCGGCGGCGGUGGCAGAGGCGGGCGGCGAGGGCCAAGAUGAGGUCAACUGGACAGAUGUAAAUGAAGGUUUGCGAGGCGCGUUGCGCAGAAUUGCGUAUGCGGGGGAAAAGAGCCCGCCGCUGCCGGAGAAUUGCACCUUUACACUUGCAGUUGAGCUGCGCCAAGAAUCAGAAGCACCUAUUGGGCACCCUCAAGCUUGGAUCCCGGCAGAGGCUAAGAAGCACGACGCCGCGGCUGGGCGACCAGACAUGAAUACUGCGCCGAUUCGCUCUGUGAGAGCCGGGCCGCUAUUCUUUGAGUGCUGGCUCGAGAAGAAGAUGCAAGCCCAAGAAUCGCAUGAUAAUAAUCAAUGA